AAUGGGGAGGCGCGUUACUGCGCGGUGCCCGGUUGAGGAAGUGCCGCCGGUGUCCGUGCCCGGCGCUCCUCCGUCCGGUUCCGCCGCCCGGGAUGUGCUGAGGGCGCGUCCGCCGCCCCUCCCAGGCGUGAAUGACAGAGGAGGUGCCCCCGACUGCACUGACGGAUGUGAACCUGCGCCUGCUCUGCCACGAUGACAUAGACACGGUGAAACAGCUCUGUGGAGACUGGUUCCCUAUAGAGUACCCUGACUCAUGGUACCGAGAUAUCACUUCCAACAAGAAGUUCUUUUCCCUCGCAGCCACGUACAGAGGCUCCAUCGUGGGGAUGAUAGUGGCAGAGAUCAAGAGCAGGACCAAGGUUCACAAAGAGGAUGGAGAUAUCCUAGCUUCCAAUUUUCCUGUGGAUACUCAAGUUGCUUACAUCCUGAGUCUUGGAGUGGUGAAGGAGUUCAGAAAACAUGGAAUAGGUUCCCUCUUGCUGGAGAGUCUGAAAGAUCACAUCUCCACCACUGCCCAGGACCACUGCAAAGCCAUCUACCUGCACGUGCUCACCACCAACAACACAGCAAUAAACUUCUAUGAAAACAGAGACUUUAAACAGCACCACUACCUGCCCUAUUACUAUUCCAUCCGAGGGGUCCUCAAGGAUGGCUUCACCUACGUCCUGUACAUCAACGGCGGGCACCCACCCUGGACAAUCUUUGACUACCUACAGCACAUUGGCUCCACGCUCGCCAGCCUGAGCCCCUGCUCCAUUCCCCAGAGGAUAUACAGACAAGCCCAGAGCCUCCUCUGCAGCCUCCUGCCCUGGUCUGGCAUUUCUGCCAAGAGCAGCAUCGAGUACAGCCGGACAAUGUGACGGACUGGGGGCGCACAGGAAGUGCAGGAUUGUUUCUCCUUCCACCUGACACGCGGCUCUGGUUCCAGUGAUGACAGCUCUUGGCCGGUGACCCGGCCCCGGACGGGACUCCCUGUUCCGCAGGGCCUGACCUUUGGUAGAACUUCACCCUGGGGCUGCAGCCCCGGCUCCCCACGUGGGUGCGGCGGGCCUGGCGGCGCGGCAGCCCGGGCCCCUGGCGUCACCACUGCGUGUGCAUGCUGCACUGUCCCCGCCACUCCCCUCGCCUCGGUUUGCUCCUCCCCAUAGCCGGGAUGUCGUGGGAGGGGCUCAGCUGCUGCUCCCGCUCCAUCCACAGCUGCUGAGAGCAGCUGAGGGAGGUUCAUGGAUCUGCACUGAGGAACCACUUAAAUGGACUGGGAAGCCCUGGCUGCCAGGGCAGAGGCUGCCCUUGUUGCUGGGGUAGGGGGCAGCUGGGGCAGGAGAAAGGGAGGAAAGGGAAUCAUGUUUAGGUCCUGCCACAUCAGCUGCUGGUGCGUCCUGUGGGUAACUUCCAGGGAGAGCAACUGCCUCGCAUGAGAAACUACCCAGCCCCACCAGCCCUCUGAGUGAUGUAAAAAGAAGCAUAUAAUUCAGGAUGCAUAAAGUAGAAGGCAGGGAAUGAAAUUGCUAUUUCAUAGUGAAAUAUAUAUGUAUUAUAUGUAUAGAUCUUUCUGCCUUUGUCCAGGAUGGAAUGUAGCAGGGUUGGGAGCUGGGAGUGUAGAGUCUGGUCCAGAGCCCUUCUCCCCUUCCUUGGCACCAGGCUGGACUUUGCAGGAUCUUGAGGGAUGGGAUGUGUGCACAGAUCACAACAGCUUUCCCUAGCUGAGGAAGGUGCCCCAGCUGCUCAGUGCUGGGCUGUGGGCUGUGGUCUGGGCACCUCUGGGCUGUGCUGGGCAGUCUCUCACUGGCUGCCCAGUCCUGUCCAGGAGCCUCUGGCUGGCCUGAGUAGCUCAUGUGCAGCCAGGCCAGGGGCCCUGCUAUUCCCACGGCAAAUCCCCCUUCCCUGGCCAAGGCUCUUCCCCUGCUCAGCACCAAGUUCCUUAUUCCAACCUCAUUUUUUAAGUGGGAUGGGAACUGAGGGCCCCACGCUAGAGCAGGGCCUGGAUGGGCUGGCACUGCCAGCUGUGGCAGGGGCUGGGCAGGCCCUGGGGGUGACACAGGGUGGGCCUUAGAAGAGCCAACAAGCACCUUCAGCCUGGAUGGGCACUGAAAGCCCUGUCAGUGACCAGCCCCGGGAGCUCACUAAUAAAAGGAUGCAGGAGAUGAGCUGCUGUGACUGGUGCCAGGCUGGAGAGCAGGCAGCCUCAGGGGCUGGCACGUUUCGUGUCUGAGAGCAGCACCAGGCUGUUCUGGGAGGUGCUGGUCCUGGGGCUCAAAGAAAAGGUAAAGAGGUGUUUAAAAGGGUCAAACAGGGCAGUGAUGGAAAGCCCAGCCUUUGAGACCUUCAAGCCCCAAGGUGCAAGGGCUGCCCUCGUAGUGGGCCUCUUCCAUCCCAUCCGUAUGUCGUCUCUGGCCACCCUUUAGUUCAGCAGUGCCAGUGGCACUUUGUAGGCAGCUCCACCCCAGCCCCAGUGCCUCCUCAGGGCCCCUGACACCCUUCCAGCCUCCGUUGUUACCAGUUUGGGGUAUUUUUGCUUAUCCGCUUUUACUUAACACAUCUGUUGGUUGAGUUUCUUUAGCAGCCCAAGCCCAUUUUUUUCUCAGCACUUGCUUUCUCUGGACCAGAAUGAAGCUCUUCUCUCCUGACUGCCUGGGGCUGAUGUGUGUCUGUCCCUAGUUUCCCUCCUGUCCCUUACACAACCCAACUCCGCUACUCGAGCACAUCCCAAAGGAGCUGUGACUGGUCUGUGUGUCUUCGUACCACCCUGUCCUGAGGUGUCAGCCCUGUCCCCACCAUAGCCCAUUAUUUAUUGAAGAACCUCUUGCUAAACAUCUUCAAUUAAACCAAACCUUUUUUGA
Molecule: messenger RNA, 2840 nt
Organism: Onychostruthus taczanowskii (white-rumped snowfinch)
Lineage: Eukaryota; Metazoa; Chordata; Aves; Passeriformes; Passeridae
Gene: NAA60
Product: N-alpha-acetyltransferase 60, NatF catalytic subunit
Exons: 7
Coding region: 132-860 (242 amino acids)
Biological process (GO): N-terminal peptidyl-methionine acetylation
Cellular component (GO): Golgi membrane
Molecular function (GO): protein-N-terminal amino-acid acetyltransferase activity; histone acetyltransferase activity
Source: RefSeq, a predicted model, not a curated record